GCGUGCCCUCGCCAGCCACACCUCCUACCGGGAGCACUUUGGCGGGUGGCCUUUCAACCGGGCCACUCUGACCCAGAGGUUGGAGGGAGCGACCAAACCCGUCCAGAACCUGUCCUGGCUUGGUGCCCUGAGUGCGGUCGGGCAGCUUGCUGCGAAGUUCGCUGCUGACGUAGCCUACACGGCGAAGUGGGACGGCGUGCUGAAGGGAUCAGUGCGGUGGGGGGCCGGUCUUCAGGAGUUCCUCGAGCACACUGAUGUUGCGCCACUAUGGUCGAAGGUGUCCGGCUCCGAGAAAAAUGACGCCGUGCCCAUGGGCAAUGACAGUCUUUUGGUGUCGGCUGAUGAGCAGCUCGAUUCGUUUGUCUCCUUUGUCGUCAGCGAGGCCAAGGUCACUGUCAAAGAAAUGAAGGACGAUGAUGCGUUGCAGGUGCGGGAUGCCGUCGACGAUUCGAAGACACUGGUGUCAUCUCUCUUGUCAACUGUCGAUGGGUCAGUGUCAUGCCAGCAGCUCGCCCUUGCCCUCCGUGCCCUGGAGGUGUCCAAGGUGCGCGGCAGCCCCAAAGCUGGCACUGUGCUGUUCUGGUAUGACAACGAAAGCAGCGGCGAACAGAGCUCAGACCCAAGGAGGUCGCUGACUCCGCUGAGGAGGGAACAGCUCGAGAAGACGAUAAUGGCUGCCAUGUCGAUCAGGGAGCCUGAGGCGCCCGACUGGGAUGGAGAUGAGGCCCCGGUGCUGCGCCCGCAAACUUGUGAUGUCUAUAUCUUCACUGAUGGCGGGCGGUCCACGCGUGGGACCAACUUCGCGAGCAUUUUCACCAAGACUGCUGGGAAUGUGGCCCAAAGGCGGGUGAACUUAAUCUACAGCGAAGAGACCGUCACGGAGCACCGCAAG
Molecule: messenger RNA, 892 nt
Organism: Effrenium voratum
Lineage: Eukaryota; Dinophyceae; Suessiales; Symbiodiniaceae
Source: the annotation of a GenBank genome assembly